AUGGCGGCCACCGCGACAUCGUCCUCAUCGUCGACGGCAACGAGUACCUACAGCAGUGUUGUCGUCACAAGUUUCCCCUUCAACCCACUGACUACUCAAUUCGUGGCGCCGACGUAUUGCAGUGGCAUUUACAAUGGGGCCGUCUACAUGGUUGACCCCCAAGAGAACUGUCUGCCCACGAGCCAUUCGAAAGACGAGACAGCAUACUACUCGCCAGGAUAUGUCUGUCCUGAAGGCUACAUGACAGCCAGAGUCGACAACAAGGGCGUUCACAGCAUCACGACAGUCACUUGCUGUCCUUAUCGCAGCGAUAUCAUCCUCUCGGCGGUCGACCCUGCCACUCUUUCUGGCCAGUGGAUUGGGCUCUUCUGCACAUGGAUUGCGCCGGAGGGCACGCGCAUCGACAUCGUGCACACCGCCGAUACGAGCACGUGGAUUGAGCAAGAGUAUGUCACAUCCCCGGGCGGUGUCAACGCCUUCGGCGUCCGCAUGGUCUACCAGUCGACCGACGUGGCUUCAGCGACAGUGACAGCUACGGUCUCCCCUACGAGCACUGGCAACGUCACUGCACCUCAAGAAACCUCAUCGCCGGGACUAUCCACCGGGGCAUCCAUUGCUAUCGCGGCUGUCGUCCCGGUUGUCGUUCUAGGCCUGAUUGCUGGCGCCCUGUUCUGGUGGUGGAGGAAACGCCAGGCGUCCAAGUACAACCACGUAAACGGCAGCGGAACGCCUCAGGGCGCAAAUGGAUUGCCACCCGCAAACCCCAUGCAGCAGCAAGUCCACGAGGCACCGUCAGUGCAGCAGUACCAGGACCCAAACGCGUAUCAACCGCACCAUCAUCCGCCUAUGCAGACGAUGCCCUCCACACAGUCCUUCCCUUCGACAUACCCGUCAUCAACAGCGGCACCAUCUAAUCAAUCGCCCACCGUCCCAUUCUCUCAGCAGUAUGGCCACAAUGGGACGUACACCAGCUACGCGGGAUACAAGCCUCCGGGGGCGACGGAGGAAAACACAUCACCGGGGCAGACGUUCACAUCGGAGCUCCCAGCUCCCAACUUUGACCCGCCGUCCUCCUGCUCCGGCGUGUACUGGACAAACUCCGUCUUCGCCAUCGACAACGACCCGGCCUGCUUGCCGAACAAGUUCAACGGCGCCAGCACCGCCUUCUACUCCCCUGGCACCGCCUGUCCGACGGGCUACACCGCGCAGCCGCAGUGCUCUCGGAACAACGGCGUGCGCAGCAUCACGACCGUGACGUGCUGCCCGCACCGCGGCGACAUCACGCUGUCAUGCGUGGAGAACGACCUGACCCUGGCGGAGAGGUGGGAGACGCAGUUCUGCACGUGGAUGGCGGGCCCAGCGACGGUGGUGGAGUAUACGCUGGUCUCCGGGGGCAGCACGUCGAGCGCGGCGGCGACGAUGAGUGAUAGAGACGGCAUCAACGCGUACGGCAUCCGGAUGGUGUACCAGGCCAGCGAUCUAGUCUCAAACACCGCAUCGGCGACGGCCACGGGCACCGACAGUGGGGCUGGGACAACGAGUACCGGCGACAGCGGCGGCAGCAGCAGCGACUCCUCUACGAGUGACGGGCUUUCGACGGGGGGCAUCGUCGCCGUGGCGGUCGUCGUUCCGGUCGUUGUCAUCGCGAUACUUGCAGGUCUGUUCCUGUGCUGGAGGAGGCGGAAGCACAAGUAUGCGGGCGUGCAGCAGACGCAGCCUGGGUCAGACGGGCAGACGCCGCCUCAGCAGAGCGCGUACGCGUACCAGAACAGCAACUACCAGGGCAGCAGCUACGCGCCGAGCGAGAUGGCUGGAGGGAGCGUCGCGGGGUAUUACCAGAACGACAAGGUGCUGCAACCGGGGCAGGGAGUCGCGGGGCAGCAGUUUAAGGGGUACCCGCACCAGACGCCGGCUGCGCCUGCUGAGUUGCCGGUGGGAGAGGCGCCGGCGGAGUUGGAUGCUAGCGGAGGUAAUGGGAGCAUUCAGACGGGCAUGUAG
Colletotrichum gloeosporioides is the source of this 1998-nucleotide messenger RNA. RefSeq lists its product as uncharacterized. Bases 1 to 1998 code for a protein of 665 amino acids. The record is from RefSeq and is a predicted model, not a curated record. NCBI's taxonomy places the organism in Eukaryota, Fungi, Ascomycota, Sordariomycetes, Glomerellales, Glomerellaceae. The transcript is spliced from 3 exons.